Molecule: messenger RNA, 4696 nt
Organism: Ixodes scapularis (black-legged tick)
Lineage: Eukaryota; Metazoa; Arthropoda; Arachnida; Ixodida; Ixodidae
Product: inositol hexakisphosphate kinase 1
Exons: 6
Coding region: 377-1552 (391 amino acids)
Biological process (GO): inositol phosphate biosynthetic process; phosphatidylinositol phosphate biosynthetic process
Cellular component (GO): cytoplasm; nucleus
Molecular function (GO): inositol hexakisphosphate kinase activity
Source: RefSeq, a predicted model, not a curated record
AUUUUUUUUCUCGUCUUCCUGGAAACGCUACGGGAGUUGGGUCACGCGGUUUUUUUCCGAUGGGUUCCAAGCCGAAGCUGGCUUCAACAGCGGCGGCGCCCGACUACUUCGCUCGCUGCCAACGCUGGGCUGCUGCUCGUUAGCUCAGCUGGAGCUCUUGUGGAAUCGCUCCGAUUGCGGCGGUGCCUCCCCUUGUGUUCUUGUGGAACGCCGAGGUCUUUAUUUAUGCAUCUCCGGUCCCUGAUCUGUCGCUGGGAGCCGAUCACCCUGCUCGCUUGCCGUGCGCAGCAGCGCGGAGUAGGGCGCACUAAAGUGACGGUGGACCGUGCGGAGCGACCGACGCUGUGGGGGCGGAGGAGGUGCCCAGGGGGGGGACAUGGUGGCAGGGGCCGGACGCAUGGCCCACAAAGGAGGCGGUGGCAAGAGCGGCGCCAAGGGUGGCACCAAGGGCGAGGACCGCACUGCGGUGCUCUCCCCCUUUGCCCACCAGGUCGGGGGCCACAGCCAGAUGCUGCUGCUGGACCAGGGCACUCUGUGCAAGCCCCUCAUCCCCAGGGAGCUGCACUUCUACCUCCACGUGCCCAGGGAGAUGCGCCAGUUUGUGCCUUCUUACAAAGGUGUGAUCCAGGUGCACUGCGCUGAAGACUCGUCUCCCUGGUGCCACUCCAGCCACCGGCAGGGGCGGCGUUCGUCACACUGCUCAGCGGAAGACAUGGCCUCUUGGCGGUGCAGCCACAAUGCCAUUCAGCAGCAGCUCAAGGUGCAGAUCUGCAGUUGCAACGAGGAGAGACUGCUUUUGCGAGAGCCCCACUGGAGCAGUAGCCAAUACUUCCUUCUCCUGGAGAAUGUGGUGUCGCACUUCCAUCGGCCGUGCAUCCUGGACCUAAAGAUGGGCACCCGGCAACACGGGGACGAUGCCUCGGACGAGAAGCGGCAUCGACAGAUGGCCAAGUGUGCUGCCAGCACCUCGGCGUCGCUUGGAGUUCGCAUCUGUGGCAUGCAGGUGUACCAAACGGACGUUCGUGCCUUUGCUUGCAAGGACAAGUACUACGGGCGGCGUCUGGACGACCGGGGCUUCCGCCGCUGCCUGCGACAGUUCUUCCACGACGGCUUCCGGCUCCGCUCCGACCUGGUCGGACUGGUGAUCCAACGGCUUCAAGCCCUGCGCAAGGCUGUGGAGCGCCAAAACUCCUUCCGCUUCUACUCCUCCUCCCUGCUGAUCAUCUACGAGGGCUGCGACGAAGAGGACGACUGCUCCGGACACGCAUCGACAAGUGGGGCGGAGGUGGAAUUGGAGGCCGGGCUCUCCCUGGACUGCUCCGACGAGUCGUCGUUAGACUCCUCUCUGGAUUCGUCUUCCGUGAGCGUGCGACCGCGGCGAGAGUGGCGGCCACGUGUGGACGUACGCAUGAUUGACUUUGCCCACACGACUCAUGAAGGCUACGAGGGAGACACCAUGGUGCACCAGGGACCCGAUGCUGGCUACUUGUUGGGUUUGGACAACCUGUUGCGGUUGCUAUGUGAUGUCCAAGACAGGGAAGAGGUCAAGUGAGGUCGUCGACCUCCCUGCCUUGCCGUGGCAGUUCGUCCGUGGCCCCCUGGGUGUUGAGAACAGGGUAGAUGUCACGCGAGGGCUUUCACAUCCUGUCCAGGGUUCGUCGCAGUGUCAAAGAAGAGGGCAGGCGACCUCAAUUUCCUGCUGCAGCAGUUCAUCUGGCACCUUGUUUCAGCUCUUCGGGAAGAGAUGAAGUUUCGUCGUCGACAUCUUGUGUCUGCUGCUGCAGUUUGUCCAUAUCCUCUUCCAUCUCUUGCGAAGCUCGAGAUGAAAAAUGGGUGAAAAACACGUCCACGGAGGCCGCCCGCUUUUGUUGUGAUUCGUGAAGAACUCUUACAUGUAGUCUGUAAGGUUCAAGGACAAAGUAGUAGUCCAAAGCUGGCAGAACAUUUGCAAGAAGACAUAUCUUCUGCAUCCAUUCUACAGCUCCGGCUUGGGUCGUCGUGCUAGCCUUUUCUGAACAUUGGAGACUGCACAAAUGAUGGUGACGUGUGCUCAUUGGGCUCAAUCUCGGCUUACCCUUGUGGCUGCAGUACCUGCAAUGGCCAGCCCAUCCACACUACGGUUGCCAGUAGUACCCAGGGCACAGGCUGAAACUCUCUAGGCAACGUCUCGAGUGUCAUGCAACAUUGCAAGUGAAAAAACUCGCCAAGGAUGGCGAUAAACUUCCACUCGCUGCUGCAGUGUCUCCCGAGGUUCUGCUGCACUUUUUCCACUCAAGGAAGACACAAUUUGAAGUAAUCUCAAUUGCUUGCUGAACUGAAAUAUGAUAAGAUAUAGCCGAAUUUGACAAACUGAAGGACACAAUCUUGUUCAAUAUGUUUCCUUCCAUCUGUACGAAUGUUUUCACUGUGCACAUAGGUCCAUAAACAAAUUACUCUGCAAGCCAAGCGCCGUUUACUCGAGAGAAGGGCACCUGGCUUGUACAGCACCCUGCUUCUUUGGCUGCCACUUUUUCUGGUGGUGAGCAGUUUCCUCGAGCCUGCGUUACUCAUCGAAGCCUUUGUGGGCGUCGUAGGGCUUAAAAGCCCGUCUGCACCUUGCCCGUUCUUCCCUCCCCCUCGACUCCGCCUACUUGUUCCCGUGGGUGUUUUCCCUUUUCAGUCUGAUGUUACUUCCCUCUGUUGUUGCAAGCCUCAACAAGCCAGUGUGUUCAGCCUCCAGCAGGGGACUUUGCUCUCUUUCUUGGUCUUUGUUUUAAUCCCAGAGUGUCUCCCCUUGGCACAUAGUUUCGCUACUCCCGACCAUGUCAUCGCUGUUUGUGCUGAAAUUGUUCCGAUAGUUCGAAGGGAUUCUAAGUGCACAAUCAUUUUGGGGGUCGCUCUGUGCACACUCUUUAUGAGCACUUUUUGUGUGCUUUGGGGUUUACGGACCCGUGUAAAAUAAGAAGUUGAUUUCUUCAGUGAAGAAGCAUACAGUGAUAUUCCAAUGUUUCAUACUGGAGCUCUGUUGCAGAGCCUUUUCUUUUGUUUUGACUCUAGGCUGCUUUUUUCGGCAGAAAUUCCAGUCGUUUGUCAUUUGCUGCGAUUAAAGAUUAAGGUAAAAAAAGCCGGACGGCUGAAGUUUGGUUUCUGCUGUGGUCCUGCGCUGUAUCGUAGAGGCAACAAAUUAAUUGACCUCUCCUUUAUACACCCGUGCUUGCACUUUUAUUUACUAGUUUGACAUACCUGAGAAGCACUCUCGUUAAUUAUUUGAUAACUUUGUUCCCAUUAAACUGCCUGCUUUUCUAUGGAGAGCUCCUUUUUGUUGUAUAGUUGCAGACCUAAAUAGGAAUUUCCAAACGUGAAUAUUUUUUCCCUGUGAAGUAAAAGAAACUCUGAUCAACAAUAUUUUCAGUUUUUGUGGUGAGGUGAUUGGAGUGUAUGUUUUCUCCACUCGUGUUGAAUGUAUUGAUGAUGUGGUAGUAUGGUUGUGAUGUGUUAGCACAGCAGAAGUGGAUACCUCCAAGAUCACAACCACUGGAAGAAAGUGUUGUACUACAAGCAUGUUUGGAUGCCUUCGGUGCUGGGUGAUACUGCUGGAGAUAAUCGAAUGAAGAGAAAGAUACCUGGUGCAUGGUUGGUGACAUGCUGGGUUUGCUUACACCUAGGGAGAAAGAAAACCUUGUUUUUCCUUAGUCUCAUUUUACUUGACAUCAGUGCAGGAACUGAAAGUCCAAAUGGAUAUUCCCUCAUGACUGUCCAUGGAUGACUUAGUUUUACACUGCCAUCCGUUGUAUAAAGAAAACUUCUUGUUGCUCUGCUGUUUCGUGCUAUUACUAAAUGUUUGUUGGAGUUUGUUAGGUGAUGUUAGUGCAGCCAUCUUUGUGUAUAAAGGAAUGACAAAAAAACGACUACUUUUUGAUGUUCUGUGUAAUGACUGCAGUUAUUUUGUUACGGCGAUCACACUUCUUUUUCCCCCUCGGAGCUUUGCGCUAACCCUUUGCGACACGAGACGUUCUAAGUUCUGUAUCCGUGUUUAGAUGUCUAGGUGGGCCAACUAUUUUCCUUUGGACAUACGCUCUGAGGACCAAUGGAUGGAAUUAGAUUGCAUUUCAUUUUUUUCUUGCAUAGUUGACCAAAGACUGCUCUCAGCUGUAUGUUUGUUUCAACCAGCUAAGGGAUGCUUAGACAGUUUUCCCGCACAGCAAAGUGAAGUUCCGAAGACGAGGAAAUGACGUAGCAAGAGGUAUCGGGGCUCAUUCAGGCUCCUAAAUGGGCGUGAAAGCCAUGGCUUCGGCUAGACGCCGUAGUUGCGUCAAAGCCAGUCACGCCACCAAAGCUUGUGGUACGGGUUGCUCACCUCUGAAAGCAAAUAAGCUCUCAACUGCACUUUGAAUGCUCAUGAAUGCACAUCUUGGGAUGUAGACACGCACCUCGCAGUUAGCGUUCGCAAGCCGAAUUAUCUCCAGGGAUGCAAUAAUUCAUGGUCUGGAGGCAGCCCCGGGCAUGGUACUGUUUCAGCAAAUUUGUAGGCACUUGCACAUUUCUUGGGACAGUGCUUGCCUUUUUCUUUUUUCUCAUCGUCAUGGUUUUGACCUUUAAAACUAGUUCCUUAACAUGUUCCUGUAUUGUGCAUGCAUGCCUUUAAGCACACACGUGAAGCAACCUGUGAAGCAACUUGUACAUAUGUUUCUGAAAUAAAAAAAGAAGAUUGCUAUGA